Molecule: messenger RNA, 1024 nt
Organism: Physcomitrium patens
Lineage: Eukaryota; Viridiplantae; Streptophyta; Bryopsida; Funariales; Funariaceae
Source: RefSeq, a predicted model, not a curated record
GCUCGGAGCCAGUUCGAUCGGCGGAUUAUCAGGGGUGACCCAGCGAUGUGAUCUUCUGUGUGCUUAUCGUUGGACCUUGGAUGUUCGGCAGUGCUUGUCGUAGAGUCUUCUAUAUUGGGCGAUGCAAGUGGCACCUCUUGUAUUGGUGAAGGUGUGGGGAUGGACGGAAGGGGAUUUAGAAAAAGUGGAGGUCCAGAGACCGGAGUUGCAGAUGUAUGGUUCGGCAGGUUAUGAUGUAAGAUUUUGUCCUCCAUGAUUCUGAUAUCUUUGGAGAUGACGACGGUAUUGGUUGCAGGGUCGUAGCAUCUGUAGCCAUUGACCUGCUCGUCGACGCUGAGGUGGAUACAAGGUCGCAAUUCGAUGUCGAUCUUUCCUGAGUUAAGCGUGGUACAGUGCACAUACGCUAGAGCUCCGAAGAUGCAAAGGUUCUGGAGUGUGUUGUAUGUUACUACCUCUUCCGGAAGUGGAACUCCGACUUUGUCGAGUAGAUCUGCCGUAUCCUUCAUGUCGGUGAGGUAUUCGUCCAUGCUGCUUGUUUUUCAAACAUUGAAGAAUCUGUCAAUCAGGAAGACUUUCCUCAUGUUGCUGUUUGAUUCGUACCGAGACUUGAGCGAGGUCCAGCAGUCGUAUGGCUUGUGGUACCUUCUGAGUAGCUUGAGUGCCGUCCCUCCUUUCACGCUGCUUUUCAGAGUGCUCUGGGCUUGUUGUCUUCCUCUCUUUUCUUCCUCCGACAUUGUGCUGUUAGGAGGUGUAACAUAGUAGUGAUGCAAUCCGUCUCGUUCUAAUAUACUUUGAAUCCCAAAGCCCAGAUGCCGUAGUUUUCUAAUCCUGUAAGGUGAUACGUUUCAGGUAUCUAUUGAAUUUACAGAAUACUACACCAAGAAUAUUGGGAAAAACAACACUUUAUUACAAGUCAAAUUAUAUGUAUCAAUUAGAAGUUCUUAUUUCUUACUAGUAACACACUAGUUACUAAACUUCCACUAAAUAAUAACUUCUCCAUUGAUAUUAUAUGUCCUAAUUCUUC